Messenger RNA from Phragmites australis (common reed), 618 nucleotides. RefSeq lists its product as uncharacterized. The record is from RefSeq and is a predicted model, not a curated record. Lineage: Eukaryota; Viridiplantae; Streptophyta; Magnoliopsida; Poales; Poaceae. The transcript has a single exon. Bases 1 to 618 code for a protein of 205 amino acids.
AUGGCAAGGUGGCUGCAGCCGUCGCCGCCGGACGGCGCGCACCCCUUCGGCCACGACGCCAUCGCGCUGUCCUUCUUCGUUGCGUGCGUGGCCGCCACGGUCGCGCUGGUGUCGUCCAUGUGCUCGGCGUGCGGCCGCAAGCCUAAGGCGGCCAGCCAAGCGACGCCCGCCACGGCCGGGCUGGGCUCCGUCUCCGACGGCCACGCCGACACCGAGGAGGAGGAGGCGGUGGUGACGCUGUCGCCGGAGCUGGCGACGCAUGGGCCUAUCGCGCCGGUGGCGCUGCCGUCGUCGACUUCGAAGCGGCGUCUGUCCAUCAGCCUGAGCAAGAACCUGAGCAUGAACAUCCCGGACAAGCUGCGGCUGAGCCGGCGGGAGCGCAAGGAGCACAAGGUGGAGUCGGAGGACACGCUGUGGAAGAAGGGUAUCAUCCUCGGGGAGAAGUGCAAGAUCCCCGGGGAGAGGGAUGGAGAGGCCGGUGACGGCGUGGACCCCGCCGACGAGAUCGCCGCCGGGAGCUUCCGGCGGUCGAGCUACUCGCGGCCGAUGUCGCGGUCGAGCUCGUUCGCCAUGCACCAGCAGCACGACGCCUCCGCCUUGCAGGCAUCGCAUACUUGA